Molecule: messenger RNA, 6428 nt
Organism: Exaiptasia diaphana
Lineage: Eukaryota; Metazoa; Cnidaria; Anthozoa; Actiniaria; Aiptasiidae
Exons: 3
Coding region: 54-6017 (1987 amino acids)
Cellular component (GO): cytoplasm
Source: RefSeq, a predicted model, not a curated record
GGUACGUUUCAUGGGUUUGCACUGCUAGCUGAAGAAGCUCAACGAAUGUCCUGAUGUUGCGCAUUUUCAAGCUGAUGAUAUUGCUGGCCUUUGCCCAGUGCAGUCACACGUAUGAAGUGGGGAGCAUGUUAACUGAGUUUGCAGUUGAACAUGGUCAAGCUAAGUAUGUAGUACCUGUGACCACACCCAAAGGAUUCCCAACUCACUUACUUGAAGUCCAGCUACAAUACACUAAUGGUGGAGGGAACGGUCCUCUUGGGGUCGGAUGGAGCAUUGCAGGAUUGACCCAAAUCAUAAGAUGUCAAAGUACACCAGCUCAAGACGGACUGCAUAGAGGUGUACAUUAUGAUUAUUACGACCGAUUUUGCUAUGAAGGCUCUAGGUUAGUCGUGACUUCUGGUUCUUACGGUCGUGAUGGGUCGACAUAUGGCACAGAGGUAGAUUCCUUCAUGAGAGCUUACUCCUAUGGAUAUCAAGGAAAAGGACCUCAGAGGUUCCUUAUUAAGACCAAAGAAAAUCAGAAAAUGACAUUUGGAUCUAACGCUAAUUCCCGCGUUUUCGCGCAUCGCGUUCAAAGUAUCCACGCGUGGAAACUGGAUUCAAUAAGCGACUAUUUUAACAACGUGAUCAAGAUUAAGUACGUGGACAACACGAAUGGUUUAUUGGUAUCAAAGAUCUCUUAUAACAAUAUGGUUAUUUCAUUUGAGUACGAAGCUCGUAGUGAUGUCUCCACACAGUAUCUCAAUGGCGGUGUCUUUUUCACGCAAGACAAACGACUUAGAUCUGUCAAGACACUUGUAUCAGGUCAUCUCCACCGUGAAAUCAAAAUAACGUAUCAAACAGCUAAGACUUUACGACAGAGCAUCAUAUCGACUGUCCAGCUGUGUUCCAGGGGUGGAAAAUGUUACAAACCGGAGACAAUGACAUAUCAAGGUACUGUUGAUGCGAAAAGAACCAACAGCCCAAGAUACUGGAUUCAUGAGUUUGGAUAUAAUCAAGGAUGGCGUGUAGGUACCCACUCUCGUCAGGUAGUGGAUAUGAAUGAUGAUGGUUUGGCAGAUAUAGUGGGAUUUUCCAACGGUGGAGUUGUGGUGGCUCUGAACAACGGAGGAUCAUUCAAGCGUCAUAGAACAUGGGUGCAUUCGUUUGGCUCUAGUUCGAGUCGAUGGAGAGGUCAAAACUCACGAUAUGUUGUAGACGUGAAUGGUGACCACCUUCCAGACAUAGUUGGAAUUUCUAAUGAUGGUGUCUAUGUUUCUCUUAAUACUGGAAAGGAAUAUUUCACUUUUGCAAGAAAAUGGUUGUAUCGGUUUGAAUAUAACUAUGGGUGGAGAUUAAAGAAGCACGCAACAUUGGUGAAAGAUGUGAACGGGGACGGCUUAGUCGACAUUGUUGGCUAUGGUAAUGGCGGUCGUGUGUACGUUGCCCUUGGAACUGGUUACCGUUUCAAAAGAAUGCGAAGAUGGUCGACAGACUUCAGAUAUUUUGCAGGUGCACGGCGGAUUUCAAACCACCCAAGUUUUCUUGAGGACGUCACGGGAGAUGGUCUUCCAGAUGUUGUGAGAAUAGCUAAUGGUGGUAUAUACGUUGGAGUCAAUACAGGAACGUCUUUUAAAACAGUUUCACGAUGGGGAAGUCAAUUUGGAUACAACGCGCGAGGAUGGAGAACCAAGCAAUACCCUAGAUUCUUGGUAGAUGUCAACGGAGAUGGCUUGGUUGAUGUUGUUGAAUUCUCAUCCUAUGGUGUAGAAGUUUCUCUAUGUACAGGAAGGAGUUUUCUUCCUUCAAGGACAUGGUUCCGUGGAUUUUCUUAUAACAAUGGUUGGCGGGUAGAGCACCACCCACGAUUUGUCCAAGAUGUAAAUGGAGACGGACUAGCUGAUGUCGUCGGUAUCAAAAAUAGUGGAGUUUACGUUGCAUUGAAUUCUGGAUCGUCAUCAUUUUCUUAUAAAAAGAAGUGGACGGCAAAUUUCGGUAAGAACAGUCAGUGGGAAAACAAAAAUCACCCUCGUUUACUUGCUGAUGUAACAGGAGACGGAGUUUUGGAUAUCGUUUGUUUUGCUCAUUCAGGGGUAUACAUCUCUACAAAUGAUAAUAAACAAACCCUGUUGACAUCCAUUACCGACAGCUAUAAGAACACGCACAAGAUUACUUACUCCUCAUUGGCUGACAAAACGAUUUAUACUCGAGGAAACACUAUGCCCUAUCCGAAUCCAAAAGUUAAUGCUGCACAGACUGUGGUCAAACAAUAUACACGGAAUAAUGGCAUUGGAGGGUUGAAUACUACCUCAUUUACCUACAGUGGCAUGCGCGUUAAUUUGAAAGGUCGUGGUGUUUUAGGGUUCAGUGGCAUUACAGAGAAAAGACAUGAAAAUGGCGAAGCAGAAAUUACAUUUUAUCAUCAGAAUUUCCCAUUUACACGUAUGACAAAAUCCUAUACAAAGAAAGUUGGUGGCCUUGCAGUACUUCAAAGUACUAAAUCGUACGGUUCAAGAUCUAGGAGUAGUAGUCAAAAGCAGGUUUUGCUACAGAAAGACGUUGUAAAUCACUAUGAACUCAACGGUAACCUUGUAAGAACGGAACAGCUAGUCAUCAAAGACGUAGAUGAUUAUGGAAACAUUAAAAUGAUGAAAAAAAUCACAACUGGAAACGGUAAUACCUUUGAACAGAAAACAAUAAAUAAUUACACUAAUAAUCCGCAAAUAUGGUACAUUGGGCAGUUAGACUCCGUUGCAGUUUCUUAUCACGGUGCACGCUCUACAACCAUAGUGAGGCGAUCGGCAUUCUAUUAUGACCGAAUCACAAGAAGUCUGAAAUACGAACUCAGAGAACCAAACCAUCACCUCGGAAUCAAGACGUCGUAUGUUUACGAUUCUAAGGGAAACGUCGUUGAAAAAGCUAAAACUCCAAUUUUGCCGAGAUCAGCUUCCCUCACUCCUAUUCCGCGCCGAGUAUUUAAGACUUACGAUAGGGAGGGUCUUCGUCUCCUGUCAACUCGAAACGAUUUUGGACACACUGAAUCUUACAAGUACGACAUAUUUGGUAACAAACUCUCCUUUGUAGGAGUUAAUGGUCUGAAGACAACUUACAAGUACGACGCCUUUGACAGGCGCAUCCAAGAAAUUCGUCCAGACGGCGUUAAUACCAAAAUUGAACUAUAUUUCAGUGCUCAUCACAGUUCUCUCAAGAGAGCGGUUUAUAUAGAGAAGACAACCAGAAGUGGAGACCAAGACACUCUCAAGAUCUACGACUGCUUUGAUAGACCUAUACGUAUACAAUCAAAGGGAUUUAAAGGUCAAGAUGUCUACCAGGAUAUCGAUUACGGUCCGUUUGGUCAAGUGCGAAGACAAAGUUUACCAUACUAUCCCAAGGGCCAAUCACCUUCCUGGGUAUUAUUCAAGUAUGAUAAGAUCGGUCGUGAAGUUCUUGAAGAACGACCAUUAGAUGGUCCAGUCACUGCUCGAAGAGUGACUUUGUAUAAUGGACUUGAAUCAGUGACCAUAGAUGCUAAUGGCAAAAGGAAAAAGAUGGAGAGGGAUGUAUUAGGAAGAAUUAUCAAAGUGACGGAUGCUCUUGGUGGAAAGGUGACAUAUCAGUACGAUUCGGUUGGGAACUUGAUCAAAACAACUGAUCCUGGGGGUCACGUGACGUCUAUGGCGUAUGAUCGCCUUGGUAACAAGAUAUCCAUGAAUGAUCCGAAUAUGGGCCUUUGGGAGUACUCGUACGACGCACAUGGUCAAAAGAUAUGGCAAAAAGACGCAGUAGGGAACGAAAUGUUUUAUACUUACGACAGACUGGGCCGCAUGAUUGAUCAGCGUGCACCUGAAGGGAGAACAAAGUGGAUUUAUGACCAAAGCGCUCACGGAAAAGGAAAACUCUUUAAAACAGAAUCUCCAAAUGGUCACGUCAAGGAGUACACGUACGAUAAGAAAGGAAGAGAGACUAAUAUCAGACAGCGAAUAGAUGGACAGACUUUUGAUAUCCACUCCAGCUACAACAAUCUUGGACAACUUACCCAGCAAACGCUACCACAAAACAAGAAGGUGAACUACUGCUACGAUGGCCAAGGAUUUCUAACUGAGGUAUCAAGAGUGGCGUGUGGUCAAGGAUCAUCAAAGUCGUUCUAUUGGAAGGCGCUAGCCUAUGAUUCAUUUGGGCACAUUGCAAAAGAGCAGUAUGGAAAUGCACUAUUGACUGACUACAUUUAUGAUGGCACCAAUCACAUCAAAUCCAUUAAAACAUUAGACUUUUCCAGUAAAAUGAAGCGCCACUGGGAGUACAAAUUCGAUUCAUCUGGAAACAUGCUUGAGAGAAGAGAUUUUUCAAAUAAAUGGAACACUAAAGAGACAUUUUUUUACGAUGCUCUGGACAGAAUUACCAAGGCUGACAUAAGAAGUAUGAAUCCAAAUCAAAAAUCAGCAUUCAGUGAAGGUUGGGAGUACGACAGUUCCGGCAACCUUCGAAGGUACAGCGGAUUUGGAGGUCGUCAGCAUGAAUAUAGCAGCUCACAGCCCCAUGCAGUCAUCCGUGCUGGUCCCAAUACCUACUCGUAUGAUGCGAACGGUAACAUGGUAAAAAAGAAUAACCAGCACGUGACAUGGACCUCAUUUAAUAAGCCAAGAACGAUAGAGAGAAAGACUAGAGAUACCGUCAAGUUUGAAUAUGAUGCCAGUCAAAAUCGCUUUAAAAAGUCCAGUCCAGAAGAAACGAGCAUUUACAUAGGGAAAUUAUAUGAAAAAAUCACGGAUAGCAAAAUGAACUCACAUAAAUACUUUAUAUAUGCUCUUGGAAGGCUGGUUGCUAUAGAUACAAAGGUAGAAUCUGAACUAUCAUCAUCGGCUUUUGUAAGGUACGUCCAUGGGGAUCAUCUAAAUUCCGUUGAUACGGUUACUGACGAAAAAGGCAAUAUUAUCGAAUCACUCAGGUAUAGCGCCUAUGGACAGAGACGCUCAGAGCACUGGGCUAACUUUAAAGGAUAUACUAUUCACGCACAACGCGGCAUUACUACAACCGGCACUAAACGUGGAUUCACAGGACACGAGCAUCUAGAGGAACUAGAUCUUAUUCAUAUGAACGGUCGUAUAUACGAUCCUGUCGUUGGGCGAUUCCUCAGUCCUGACCCUCAUGUUCAAGACCCCUACAACACUCAGAACUUGAACCGUUACAGCUACACUUUGAACAACCCUCUUAAGCAUACAGAUCCAUCUGGUUACUUCUUUAAAAGGGUCUUUCGAUUCUUCAAAAAAUUUGUUAAACCAAUAAUCGUUACUGUCGCGGCUGUUGUGGUAUCAGCAGUGACACUCGGAGCAGUUGCUCCAUUGGCUUCUGCAGCGGUUGCAUCGAUAGGGCUUUCAGGUGCAUCGGCUACAGUGGCAGCAGGUGCGAUAGCAGGGUCAGCAGCUGGGUUUGUUGGAGGUACGAUCGCUGGAGGAUCUUUUAGAGCAGGCUUGAAGGGUGCGUUAGGUGGAGCUAUUACCGGUGGAAUUGGCGCAGGCGUCGGAGCUCAUUUUGGUAGCACAUGGAACCUUGAACGUGUCGCAGCCCAAGCCAUAGGUGGGGGAGUAGCAAGCACAUUUAGUGGUGGGGAAUUUGAAGAUGGCUUCUUUCUUGCUGGAGCAACAGCAUCUGCAAAUUACCUUUACAACACUGCAGUCCACUAUGAGCCCACGUGGUACUCAGGGGGUCCAGCGCAACCAAAGACUCCAAAUCAGAUGCCCAUCGAGGGAGCAAAUAACAUUGGUAUUCAAGGUAAUACUAUUGACCCGACGGGUUGGCUAAACGAAGGAGGUAGAGUCAGCAGAUUUUUGAACGAAAUACCCGGAGUAAACGCUGUAGCAGGUUUGCAUGAUAGUUUUCAAGUCGGGAUGGAUAGCCUGUCAGGGGCCAGGGACAUGCUGAAUGUACCAGGGAUGUUUCCAGCUGCAGGUAUUACUUAUGGCGCACUAAUCGACGGCCCAGCUUCACAAGCAUUGUUGGUGGACGAGGAACGCGUACAUCGGGACUGGUAUACCUUUUAAGCUCAUUGGCUUUUUUAAAUUAAGCGUUGUCGGAAACUUUUUUUUUAAUACUGGAACAUAUGUUCUCUAGAUUCGUCGCAUAUCACGUAUAUUUCACACGCGGAAGACUGAUCUACGACUAAUGGAAAUGAAAAAAAAUUUCGACGGAAUUCUGCGAUGUCCAUAGAUUAAGUUUUUGUUGUUCUCUAAUAAAUUUUCGUAAAAUUGCUAAAAAAAUUGCAGAUUCAGGAAAAAAACAAGCUUAUCUUUGCGGAAAUCAUUCCCGGCUCUUACGUCUCGUGAUUGCGCUAAUGACAUAUAAGUAAACAGAGUCCUGAAAUUGAUGUUCAAGGCAUUACUAUGAACAGAUGUUAAAAGUUGACAUUGAUCUAGUAUGUAAAAGAAAAUAAAACACUUCAAUGUUUUCUACUA